Molecule: messenger RNA, 2790 nt
Organism: Zingiber officinale
Lineage: Eukaryota; Viridiplantae; Streptophyta; Magnoliopsida; Zingiberales; Zingiberaceae
Product: BTB/POZ domain-containing protein At1g30440-like
Exons: 5
Coding region: 719-2581 (620 amino acids)
Molecular function (GO): protein binding
Source: RefSeq, a predicted model, not a curated record
UUACUCGGAGUAAUCGAGCUCGGAGAGAGAAGGGACGCUGCUUUUGAUGCAAUUUUGAAAGAUCCGUCCAGGGAGCACUGUUUCUUGAGCUUUCCUGUUAAAAACUUUUGUGGUUUUUUGAGCUUGGACAGAUGGGCGAUGCGUGGGCUGGUCCCCUACAGCUCGACACUACACAAUGCAAUUUGGAAGUUGGUGGAGAGGAGGCCUCGGCCUGCGCCUGCGGGGAGGUAAAAAGACAGAAUAGAAACUGCCCUUUUGGAGCGGAGCGAGAACUCCCCCCUUCUUCUUCUUCUCUCCUGCAAUCUAUGCUGGUUUUGUUGAGAACUUUCCGGAGUGGGUUACCUUCCGAGGAUUCGAUGCUUUCGGGAGAUUGCUGAGGGGGCCAAUUCGGCCUAAAGCUCGGAUCUUUACUAACUAAGGCAACGUCUCUGUAUGUUCGUUGCUGUGAUCAGCUGGUGGAUUAGGUCUAGGGCUUGUGGGAUUCGUGGCGGACAAUAAGCGCCGGCUUGUGCGUUCUCGCAUCAUCUGUGGGUUUGCUGCUGGUUCCUUUUCUUCAUUUGUGGGGUUAGGUUCUUGUGAGUCUUGAUCGGAGCUCGUAGAGAACAGGAAAGAGGUUUAAGGCCUGUACUUUGAGCCUACAAGGUGUUUGACUGCGAUUUUCAGAGUGAUCACUGGUUCUUGCCAAGAUCUUUGCUGCGUUCAGUUUAAUUUAGGCUUGAUGACGAUGGCUUGCAAAAAGUUAGGAUCAAAAGCUGAUCCCUUUCGACGACAAGGGCAAGCCUGGUUCUGCACAACGGGACUUCCAAGUGAUGUUAUUGUUGAAGUUGAGGAGAUGUCCUUCCAUCUUCAUAAGUUUCCUCUUCUGUCAAAGAGUGGACAUAUGGAAAAGCUCAUCAAGGAGAUCUCUGAUGAAGAAGAGAUUUGUGUGGUGAAGCUACAUGAUAUUCCUGGUGGGGCUAAGGCAUUUGAACUAGUAGCAAAGUUCUGUUAUGGUGUGAAGUUAGAACUCACUGCCUCAAAUGUCAUCUACCUUCGUUGUGCGGCCGAACAUCUUCAAAUGACUGAUGAAAUAGCAGAAAGCAACUUGAUUGCACAGACAGAGAUCUUUUUCAACCAAGUGGUUCUUCGUAAUUGGACAGAUUCGAUAAAAGCACUCCAAACAUGUGAUGAUCUUCUUCCUCAUGCAGAAAACCUUCAGAUCAUCAACAGAUGCAUUGAUUCUUUAGCUGUCAAAGCUUACGCAGACCCAAAGCAUUAUAGCUGGCCUAUGAUGGAGUAUGGCAUGAUGCAAAGCCCCGGUGGGAGCGUCUUGUGGAACGGUAUUAGUACAGGAGUUAGGCCUAGAAAUUGUAGUGCUGAUUGGUGGUAUGAAGACGCGUCCUUGUUGAGGCUUCCUUUGUUUAAGAGGCUGAUCUCAGUCAUGGGAUCUCGAGGAAUCAGGCAAGAUGUAAUAGCAGGCUCAGUAACAUUUUAUGCGCAAAGGCAUCUUCCCGGUAUCAGUAGGCGCCACAAUCCGGCACCUGUUGUUGCCACAGCUGCGCCAACCGAAGACGAACAGAGACAUCUUCUCGAAGAGAUUGUGAGUUUGUUGCCCUCAGAAAAGGGCUUGACAUCCACAAAAGUAUUGUUUGGUCUUCUUCGCACCGCCAUGAUUCUCCGAGCUAAUCGAUCAUUCAUUUCAAACCUGGAAACAAAGAUAGGCUUUCAGCUGGAUCAAGCCAACCUGGAAGAUUUGCUGCUGCCAAACUUUUCAUAUUCCACUGAGACACUGUACAAUGUCGACUGUGUGCUUCGAAUACUCGAACACUUCCUAGCUAUGGAUCAAGUUGCCAAUGGGGCAUCGCCUAAUUCAGUCGACGAAGACCAGUUAAUUGGUUCACCUUCAAUUGCACCCAUUACUGCCGUUGCCAAGCUAAUUGAUGGCUUUGUAGCUGAGGUCGCAUCGGAUGUCAACUUGAAGCUGCCAAAGUUCCAAAAUUUGGCUGGGGCAGUGCCUGAUUAUGCAAGACCGCUAGAUGAUGGACUUUAUCGUGCGAUCGACAUAUACUUGAAGGCACACCCAUGGCUCAAUGAAGCUGAAAGGGAACAGCUCUGCCGGCUGAUGGACUGCCAGAAACUCUCCUUGGAAGCCUGCACUCACGCGGCACAGAACGAGAGGCUUCCGUUAAGAGUAGUGGUUCAAGUGCUCUUCUUCGAGCAACUUCAACUGAGGACCUCCAUUGCCGGUUGCUUGCUCGUCUCCGACAACCUCGACGCAUCACGGCCUCUGAGGAGUGGGCUGGUUGGUUCCGGUGAGGCCGGAGGUUGGGUGAGCACUUUGCGGGAAAACCAAGUCUUGAAGGAGGGAAUGGACCACAUGAGGAUGAGGGUGUCGGAGCUCGAAAAGGAGUGCACAAAUAUGAAGCAGGAGAUCGAGAAGCUGAGCAAGGUGAGGAAAGUUUGGGGUGGUGUCCAAAAGAAGCUGGGAUUCAGGGUCAAGUCCCAGAUGUGCAGUGCUCAACAGGAAUCUGUCAGUGACCAUCGGAAGAAGAUUGAAAAGUCGCCAACAAAGAACACAAAGCACAUGACUUUUCACAGAUGAGGUUGGGAUCCUUAAAAAUUUUUCUUUUUCUUUUUCUGGCUGCUGAUGAUUGAUUUCUCUUGUUCUAGUAACUGUAAGUGUGCGGUUUGUAUCUCAGUUAGGAAAAAGUCGGUAUUAACUUGACAUUAUUAUUAAUCACUGAACUCAAAACUGCAAAUUGAUAAAUUUCUGUUAGAGCUGGUUCGAAUCAGUUCGGAUCUUCUGGAUCA